Messenger RNA from Diachasmimorpha longicaudata, 7494 nucleotides. RefSeq names its product nuclear hormone receptor FTZ-F1 (gene ftz-f1). Gene Ontology annotation, biological process: tissue development; regulation of transcription by RNA polymerase II; hormone-mediated signaling pathway. NCBI's taxonomy places the organism in Eukaryota, Metazoa, Arthropoda, Insecta, Hymenoptera, Braconidae. Gene Ontology annotation, cellular component: RNA polymerase II transcription regulator complex. Gene Ontology annotation, molecular function: RNA polymerase II cis-regulatory region sequence-specific DNA binding; zinc ion binding; nuclear receptor activity. The transcript has 6 exons. Bases 1145 to 3385 code for a protein of 746 amino acids. The record is from RefSeq and is a predicted model, not a curated record.
CCUCCUGGUCUGGUGCGCUCAUGGUGGCACCUGGCCGCGCUGUUCUGGCAUGCGCCGCUGGAUCACUUUCACUUAUUCCUCGUUGUGACUCUUUUCUUCUUCAACUUGAAAGCAAAAAUGGACAAUUUUCGAGAUUGAAAUUAUUUCUGAAAAAAUCACGUAAACAUUCAUAACUCGAUCCACAUUCGCGGGUCAAUUAAUUCGUGUUGAAAAUUCCAUCAUCGAAAUAUUUAUUUCGUUUGUUCGAAAGGGCGCGAGUGAUUUGGCGAGUUGUCUGUGUACACAGGGGCCAGACCCACUUGUCCAACCCCUCCCCGCUCCCUCACCGACAAGUGUUGAAAAAAUAUCCUGAAAGCCAUUAAUUCACCCGAAUUCAACGUGAACUAGUAAAAAAAAAAUGGUCUGGUGCCGGCGUAGGGUGGUUGGCGCUGGCGCGUGGUAGUUUUUCACGUAUAAAACGCCAAAGUGAUGCCAGUAUUACGUACGUAAAAUCGCGGAGGAGGGUGGAAGAGGGGAGGGGGGUACUUACACCACGAACAGAGGCACAAGCACAGAAGGGGGCGGGCCCUUCAGGAGAGCAACGAGGCGAGAAGACAGCUAGUCGCACGCAGAUAGUCGAGCUGUCAGGUCGCACUAACGCCCCGGCUCCGGUUGUUUUCAUCAUUCAAACAAAAACUUGCAAAACAAUUUAUCACAGCCCCCUCCCCCCCUUCCAGUCUGUUUAUUAUUGACGUGAGCCAAUUUUCCCCCGAUUUAUUCAUUGUUUAUCGUGUGAAUCGAAUGAUCUCCACAUCACGGGUGGUUUAAAAGUGACAAAAGUGUUGACUUGGGAUUGCAGUGAAGGAAAAGAUAAUCAUUAGAUAUUUAACUGUGAAAAUAAUUAAAUAUGGUUCGGACGUAUGAAUCGAUCCAUGUGACGAUGCGCGUGAUGAGAUGAGGCAUUUUAUUAAUUGCCAUCAACAGUGUGUGAAAGAGUGUCUGUGAAUGCCCAUAAAGCUCGCAACUCUCAUCGAUAAAUUAUAACCCCAAUUCCUCCUCCCCCUCCCCUCUAGUAAAUAAUAAUUUUAUAUUUAAACAAAUAAAAUCCAAUACUAUUGGUUCAGCCUCAUAUGUGCCGGGUGUAUGAGCCUCGUUCAGGGGUGAUAUGUUAUUGGACAUGGAGCAACAUUCGGGUCUGAUGUCCCUGAACAUGUCACCAUUUCACUUGAGCCCACAGGGCAGUCCCCAUGGACCAACUGGUGCUCAACAGCAGCAGCAGCAACAACAACAGCAACAACAACAACAACAACAACAACAGCAACAACAACAACAGACAAAUCAAUACAAUCAAUCGCCGUAUGCUAGUUGUGCACAGAGUCCCCCAACGACAAUGUGCCAACAGCAAUCACAAACACAAUUAUCAAAUCACAGUCAGAGCUCACAAUCGAGUCAAUCGGGUAGUACAACACAAAGUGGCAAUGUACUUGGUUUUGAAUCAGCAUUUUUUGAUGCUAUUGCACUUGAGGAGAGAUGCCCAAUGUGUGGUGAUAAAAUGUCAGGUUAUCAAUAUGGUUUAUUGACGUGUGAAUCGUGCAAGGGAUUUUUCAAACGCAAUAAUUCACCGUGCAGCAAUAAAAAAGUUUAUACGUGUUUAUUUUCACCAACAGGGGGUGGUAAUUGCGGUACAUCUGGUGGUGGUAUUGAAACAAGUGGUAAUUAUCAAAGUGGCAGUAGUAACAACAGUAGUAAUGCCAACAGUACCAAUGGCAAUGCCACGGGUGGAACAACUGGUGGUGGUAAUGGCGCUGGCUCUACCAAUAGUAAUACCAAUCAGAAUGUCGCUAGUUCUGGACAAGUACCUGGUAAUGUAUGCCAUCCUGGCAUUGGACAAGUUGGUAUUGUCACUGGUUCGGUACCAGGUACAUCAGAAUUUCCAGAUACUAAGGAUGUUAUUGAAGAAUUGUGCCCAGUUUGUGGUGAUAAAGUAUCGGGUUAUCAUUAUGGCCUUCUUACUUGCGAAUCGUGCAAGGGUUUCUUCAAACGUACUGUACAGAAUAAAAAGGUUUACACGUGUGUUGCGGAGAGAUCGUGUCAUAUUGACAAAACACAGAGGAAGAGGUGUCCAUUCUGCAGGUUCCAGAAGUGCCUAGAGGUCGGCAUGAAGCUUGAAGCUGUACGUGCAGACAGGAUGAGAGGUGGUAGAAACAAGUUUGGCCCGAUGUACAAGAGAGACAGAGCGAGAAAAUUACAAAUACUGCGACAACGUCAACUGGCACUACAAACGAUACGGGGUAGUCUAGGUGAUCCAAAUUACUCAUCAGGAGUAACGCCAUUCCUCCACAUUAAACAAGAAAUACAGAUACCUCAGGUCUCGAGUCUAACGUCAUCCCCUGACUCGAGUCCAUCACCAGCAGCUGUUGCUGCUGGACUAGUAACAAAUCAACCCGGUGGUAAUAACAACAACAACAACAAUAAUAAUAAUGGAGCUGGUAAUGCUGGACAACAUCAGCUCAUAGCACCCUCAUCACAGCCAACAUUAACUGGUGGCAAUCACAUGUACAAUCCAAAUCAAAGCCUCGAUGGUAAAUUGUGGGCAGCCAAUUCCACUACCUCCAGCCCUAAGGCAUUCAAUUUUGGUGAACAAUCGAGUCAAUCCCAUGGUCAAAAUCCUGGACCAACACCGUCAACUGGUACAUUAAAAACUAGUCCAAUGAUAAGAGACUUUGUACAGUCUGUUGAUGAUCGUGAGUGGCAGGCAUCGCUUUUUGGAUUAUUGCAGAAUCAAACGUACAAUCAGUGUGAAGUUGAUUUGUUCGAACUUAUGUGCAAAGUGCUCGAUCAGAAUCUCUUCUCCCAAGUUGAUUGGGCGAGAAAUUCAGUUUUCUUCAAGGAUCUCAAGGUUGAUGACCAAAUGAAGCUGCUCCAGCACUCUUGGUCGGACAUGCUGGUGCUCGAUCACCUCCACCAGAGGUUACACAACAACCUACCAGACGAGACAACCCUCCACAAUGGCCAAAAGUUUGAUCUCCUCUGUCUCGGCCUACUGGGUGUACCUUCCUUAGCCGAUCUGUUUCAUGAUCUGUCCCAGAAGCUUCAGGAGCUGAAGUUUGACCUCUCUGACUAUAUAUGCAUCAAAUUCCUCAUGCUGCUCAAUCACGACGUACGGGGUCUAGUGAACAAGAAACAUGUACAGGAGGGUCAUGAGCAGGUGCAACAGGCCCUCCUCGACUACUGUGUCUCAUGUUAUCCAUCGAUACCGGAUAAAUUCAACAAGCUGUUGGCAGUAUUACCAGAGAUUCACGUGGUGGCAAGUAGGGGUGAGGAUCAUCUCUACCAGAAACACUGCAACGGUGGUGCACCAACCCAAACUCUGCUAAUGGAGAUGCUUCAUGCUAAGAGAAAAUGAAAUAUAACAUGGAGUCUAUUGUAUCGACGCUUAUUGUGUCUAUAACCACAUACCUCAGUGAAGUACACACUCUUAACACGUUAAAGGAUCCCCCACUGUCGAUUGUCGGUGAAAGAGAUUGAGCAGCAGGAUGAGCACGAUUUAAAAAAUCGCGUUAUCACUGAAACUUUCCAGUUUUGAGGCCUCCAUCUAUUUUUAAUUAACAAAUUUCAUAGAAAAAUCGAAAGUUCUCGUGAUCGUGAUCACUCUGCUGUUUACUCUGGGUUCGUACCAUUUAAUGUUUAUUUUUACCAUUAAGCAGACUAUUUAUUUUUAAUCCUCCAAUCUUCGAUUGCCUCUCGACAGUUUCAUUUGCAUGAUUUUAUAACUAAACGAUAGAAUACAAAUAAUGAACAAAAAAUAUCGAACGUUUUUCUUUGAAUUUAUUCAUCCAAAGGAAUCAUAUGGUUUUAAUGAUCGAAAUAAUUCCGUGCAACUUCCAACUCAACAUUAAAUGUUUUAGAACGUCUGCCGAUCUGACAAUUUUUGGAACAGUACAUCCUCUUACCUCGCACCCAACAGUAAAUCAACUUGAUUGAACACGUAUCAAGCCCUUGAUGAAAAUUGGUAUUUGAUUGGCAAAAAAAUGGAAAAGGCUGGCACUAUUAACGAGUGAAUUAGGAAGAGUACUCAACAACAAAAGCCUUUUAUCUCAGUAUGACGAGACACGUCCAUUGUCUAUUUAAUCGUCCGAUCAGUUCCAUAAAUCGACACUCGUUUUCAUCGACGAAAGAAGUAAAAAAUGUAAAUUGUAAAACUAGCAGGAAAGAGAUGAAGCCAUUAAAGUCUCCACGGAAUACUUCAUGAGAGUGUUUUAUUGUACAUUGUGUGAAAUAAUCGGUGUACAGUUUUAUUAUUAAUUGGCGGAGAAAGUCGAUAUCUAAAAUCAAUUGAUUACUCUAAUUUAAAUAUUUGAUGUGACUAAAAUCCAAAAAUAUAGUGAAAAUUUCUGAAAAUUGCUUACUUGGUGGAAUUUAAAAUUUACAGAGAAUCAAGAGGGGGAUAAAAAUACAAAAAACAGCAAGUGGAGAACACAAAUCAUAAUGAUAUAAAUAUAAAAUACUUUGUGCGUUGUUAACACUGCCGUUGAGCGCUGGCAAAUUGUAAAUUAUGUAGAAAAAAACAUGAUGCAGAAAAAAAAAUGAAAAAGGUGAAGAUUCAUUGACUGUAAAUAUAUAUCUUUAUUAUUAACAUGAAAACAAGGUGAUGUUCAUCUUUGCAAAAUGCCAUUUACACUGAAAUUCAUUACUUUAGUUUAUUUUUCAUUGAACGUCGACUGACUAUUUAGUGGUACUGUCACCGGAGAGGGUGACAUGGUGAAAAAAAAAAUUCAAAUCAUUAUUUUUCUCGAGGUCUGUGGGGAGCCGCAAGUCAUUUACCAGCGUUACGAGGCGACAUUAAUUAUCGAGAGGUGGAAUACAUUCUCGUUAACAAGUGAGGCAGAAUGCGAGUUUGCUAUAGAAUUUUUAAGAUCAUUGAAUAACGAAGAGUCGGCUAAUCAUUAACGAUUUUAGAUUUCGAAAAACUGCAAAUGUUUUUGCUGUUGGUCAAAGUUUUUCAUUUCUCAUUUAGUUUUUACGGUAAAUUUCUUUGAGAAAAAGUCGAUGGCCUGCGGGCAAUUGCAAGUAAUUUUACAUUCAUGACAGUUAGUGUGGAUCAGAUUUCAAAAAUUCCUCGUACGACUUUUCAUUCAUUAAUUUCGCUAUUUCAUCGAGCCUGGAGAGCUCGACUUUGAAGAGCCAGCCCUCGGUGUAGCACGAGGUAUUGAUGAGGCCUGGUUUAUUUUCAACAGCUUCAUUUUUCUCCACAACUUUUCCACUCACUGGGCUUAUCACCUCGGAAGCUGCUUUUACAGAUUCAAGUGCACCAACUUCCUCUAAAAAUACACGAGAUCGAGUGGUUCAAUAAGAGGAUGUACCAUAAAAAAGACUUUCAAUGUUUCUAAAAACAUUAAUAAACCAGAAAAGAAUUUAUCAAUUGAGUUUAGUCUCAACCUAUCCCACUAAAAAACCCCAGGUUACCAGGAGAACAGUUAUCCUGUGUAAUCAACGAUGCAAUUGUCAAGCCCUCUAGAAAUUUGAAAGUGUGCUAAUAAUAUUUUAUACCAUCCUGUUUGAUUUCCGUCCCUACGUCGGGCAAUUGUGCGUAGACAACGUCCCCCAAUGCAUCCUGAGCGUAAUCGGAGAUGCCGACAGUGCCAAUUUUCCCGUUUACCUCCACCCACUCAUGUUUCUCAGUGAACCAUCUCUCUGAAUCAUCAAAUUAGUCAAUUAAACUCAGCUCCUACAGCUCAGGUGCCUUGAAAAUAUCAUGUAAAUUCAAACAUUACCCGCCUUGACGACUGGUGUCGUGACGAUCGACCUCACGUGCUCAAACCCACUGGAUUUACCACAAGAGUUGAUAAUUUUCACUGUCUGUGUGCACGAGAAUGAUCUCAAACUAUGUCUGACUAAUUGGCUCACGAGUUGUGCCAUUGUUGAACGAGUGUCGUUCGAUUUUUAGCUAACAAUGCCCUGUUUUUGGGGCCUCAGUCUCUCCUCCACCGACCACACACCACGAGAGCCUGAAAAUUAGAGCAGAGACAACCGCGUGACUCAAACGAAUGACGAAAAUUGAAUGAUAGAAAAACACGCAAUGGCCUUUACAAUCUUUUGGUUGUCUUAUGGCACACGACCUUUCUUAUCAAUCGGAAUUAACGGGUGAAUAUAAUUCCAUUUAUGAUAAUAAGUUUGGAAUUUAGUCAUUAUUCAGUUUUAUUUUACAAGAAGUUCGUUCCAUCGAUGACCAGAGGAUCUCGUUAACCAAAACGUAAAUAAUAAUAAUAGUUAUAAAUUUCUAGGAGUGCAAUAAUGACUUGAUUUAUUUAAGAAAAUUAAACGUAUCUGAAUGAUUUUAACUAUUCAGAUUUUUUUAGGGUAGAUUAGUUCGAUUGCUUUCUUGCAAAAUUGUUUUAAUAAGUUCGAUUAAUAAAUAAAUAGUAAAAAUUAAAGAGAAACUCAAAGUAAUGGUAUCUUCAGAAAUUGAACAACAUGAGUGAAUGACAGUCGUGUACUCAUUAAUAUUGGGUCAUUCAAUCUCGAAAAUAAUGAAAAAUCACUCGAAUUGUUUAUUUAUCAUCAACAAAGAAGGAUAAAUUUAUUGUACCCACGAAUUUCAAGCGAGAGAGAACUUACGAUAUAUUGACUUAUCUCGACAACACGUGAGGUCAACAGUUCACGCGUGUUUAUCAUUGUUUUGAAAGCGUGUCUCGUACUAGGCCAACUUGAGAGCGACAACUCUUUUCCUUUGGGAUGGGAGUCUCAUUGGAUUAUGAAAGAAUCAUUGGAAUUCUUGGGCAUGAGAGAGUAAAUGAAAAAAAUGUAGACGAACACAUAAAUUCUUGUCCUCUUUGAUACAAUAUAAGUUUAUUACAAAAGCAUAAUUAAAUAUAGCAAUUUUUGAAUAUGACAGUGGCUCCCGAAAUUCAUUCUCCUGUUUUGUGUAAUGACAAAAAUGGCCCUAUCCACUUAAACUAUGGAAAUUUAGAGAAAACAAAUUGUUUUAGUUGAAGUAGUCAUCGAUCACAGGUCAUGUCACAGUAAGAACAAAACAAUGCAUCUCACGUAUGAAAUUAUAAUUGUAUUAAAAGAAGUAUCAUUCUACGUACUCCAGUCACAAUUCUUCGUGGGCCCCAAAAAGGGUAAUGCCCAAACAGAAAAAAAUUCAAUGAAAAGAAAAAGUCCACGUCCAUCGAUCAAAUACAGUUCAAUGGUGGAAGAUAAUUUGAAAAUUAAUUAAGUGUCAUCCCCAACCUUCAACUGAGUGGGGUUCUCAUUACAAAAUGUUCCAAAUGAAUUAUUAAUUAAAUAAACAUUGCCAUCAUGUUUUCCAACGUUCCUCAAACUGUUCUAGUUUACAAGCCUGAAUUGAUUCAUCAAUUUCCAACUAUAGUUGCUCGCACGCAUGAGUGCAGACCAUUAAAGGCGAAUCUUUCUCUCGAUUCGCUAUUAACAACGCCCAACGUAUUGUGAAAACUCCCCAAAAAUCCCCAGGAAUGCGAUGUCCAACCAGAAAAAAUGAAAAGAAAAUAA